CCUCUGUUGUUACCUGUUGUCCUUAUCCCCAUUCUCUUGCAGGGGCUGUCCUUUCUCUGUGGUGUCUGUUUGUGUGAUGUUAGUGCCCUCCAUCCCCAUUUCUGCCCCCCUGUCCAGCCCACUGACAAAUUAAUACAUAAUUAAAUACAGAAAAUAAUCAAGAAGACAAAGGAGUAUAUUAAAAACUCUCUUUUUAAAGCAAAAUCUAUCUGGCACAACAUGGUAUUUAGCUUCUCAUACUGUACACCAGGCUGCUGGGCGGGACAGGUAAAAAAAAACACAAACCCAGGUGUGGGAGAAAUUCAGGGAGGAAGGGGAAUUAGGGAGCUUGUCUCAGGCUGUGAUCAGCAGAACUGCUGACCCUGUCAGGGAAAGACUACCCAACAUGGAAAGUUGUCAUACUCAGCCACGUGUUUGAGGGGGAGGAGCUAAAUACUUACCUGUGUUGGAUUGACAAAGCAAAUUCAUUUGUCAGUGGUGUCAGUUUGAGUGAAGACAACCUACGAACAUGUGGACUACAGCAGAAGACAGCUGUGGAGGAAGUGUUGCUAAAGACAGCAGAACAACAACAGACAGGGCUGCAUGCACGGAGAAUCUAACACAGAUCGAUGCCUUCAUCAGAAGCUCUUUAUCUUUGGAUCCUGCAGAGGAGUACAAGAUGAACAACAAACGACGAGGCCUUGCACUCAUCUUUAACCAGGAGCACUUCUUCUGGCGCCUGGGGUUACCUGAAAGAGAUGGAACCAAUGCUGACCGCUACAACUUGGAGAAAAGACUGAAUGAGCUUAACUUCGAAGUGAAGGCUUAUGAUAACUACAAACAGGUGGAAGUCUUAGAUAAAAUCAGUGAAGCCGCAGAGGCGGACCAUUCAGACUCAGACUGCUUUUUGCUCGUCUUCCUGAGCCACGGCGAGAAUGAUCACGUCUACGCCUACGAUGACAAGAUCAGCAUUCAGGAUAUCACAUCCCUGUUCAAAGGAAACAAGUGUAGGAGCCUUGUGGGAAAGCCAAAGAUCUUCAUAUUACAGGCGUGCCGCGGAGACAAACAUGAUGAUCCAGUGACUGCCUGUGAUGCCGUGGACAGUGAGUUGAAGACAAAUGAGGUGGUGGUUGACGCUAGCGCCGUACACACCCUCCCUGCUGGGGCCGAUUUCAUCAUGUGCUACUCUGUGGCUGAAGGUUACUAUUCCCACCGGGAGACCGUCAACGGCUCCUGGUAUGUCCAGGAUCUGUGCGAGCUGCUUAAAAUGUAUGGGGACUCCCUUGAAUUCACAGAAUUACUCACACUGGUCAACAGGAAAGUGUCGAUGAGGAGUGUUGGGAACUGCAGGGACCGGAAUGCCAUUGGGAAGAAGCAAGUACCUUGCUUUGCUUCAAUGCUCACCAAGAAGCUCUACUUCCGACCAAUAAAGUAACAGUUUCAGACCUGAGUCAUGAAAUGAGCUGGUUUUCUUGACUGUAACAUAAGUUGCCUGUCUACAACCCAAACAAACUCUUUACAAUUUAUUGUACCUUGCUAAUGAUUCUGUUCACAUCAGAGUUUAAUACUUAAUUAUCUCUCUGUAUCUCCUUAUUAGCACCAAUGAUAUAUAUAAUGAUAAUGAAUAUCUC
Micropterus dolomieu (smallmouth bass) is the source of this 1610-nucleotide messenger RNA. Its product is annotated as caspase-6-like. Lineage: Eukaryota; Metazoa; Chordata; Actinopteri; Centrarchiformes; Centrarchidae. Gene Ontology annotation, cellular component: cytoplasm. The record is from RefSeq and is a predicted model, not a curated record. Bases 509 to 1414 code for a protein of 301 amino acids. The transcript is spliced from 8 exons. Gene Ontology annotation, biological process: apoptotic process; proteolysis.